Molecule: messenger RNA, 3644 nt
Organism: Folsomia candida
Lineage: Eukaryota; Metazoa; Arthropoda; Collembola; Entomobryomorpha; Isotomidae
Gene: ValRS
Product: valine--tRNA ligase
Exons: 19
Coding region: 161-3499 (1112 amino acids)
Biological process (GO): valyl-tRNA aminoacylation
Cellular component (GO): cytosol
Molecular function (GO): aminoacyl-tRNA deacylase activity; valine-tRNA ligase activity; ATP binding
Source: RefSeq, a predicted model, not a curated record
CUGUCUCAUAAUAAGAGCCGACUUUUCUUUCAGCAGCUGCUCUCUCGUCCUCUCAACUCUUCCGGUGUGGAAUUUCGAAAUACGUUCUUUUUCGUCUCAGUGCAGCCUCCUUCCUCUCCUUCGUUGAUAAGGGGAGUUAUCCAUCCUUCUGAAUUUGUUGAUGUCAGACGAGGAAAACUCUUCACCCAAGAGCGAGACUGUAAAACGAGAGUGGAGCACUUACGACGCCAAUCAAGAAGGACCACCAGAUCUUCUAGAAUUUGUCGAUCUACCCCCAGUUUCCAUUGAUUAUACUCUACCAAUCGUGAUGGAGGAAACAUCUGACACUAAGAAGGCUAAAGAGCUUCAGAAAAAAUUGGAGAAAGAAGCAAAGAUGAAGAAAUUUCUAGAAAAACAGGAGCAGCAAAAAGCCAAAGCUGCAGAUGGGGAUAGUAAACCCAAAGCUGCAAAACAAGAUAAAUCAAAAGCAAAAGAAAAAACAUCUGGAAUUGAAGAUGGCCUUCUACAAGAACUUCAAAACUUGAAAAUCGGAGAAAAGAAACCUACUGUAAAAUUGCCUGAUGCAUAUGACCCAAAAUACGUUGAAGCCGCUUGGUAUUCGUGGUGGUGUCAGCAAGGAUUUUUUAAACCUGAAUAUGGGGUUAAUAUGGAAGAAGAAGAAGCUCUGAAGAAAGCUAUUGAAGCACGUGGAAAGUUUGUAAUUGUCAUUCCACCUCCAAAUGUUACUGGAACACUGCAUUUGGGACAUGCUUUGACGUGUGCAUUGGAAGACGUCCUAACCCGAUGGAAUCGCAUGCGUGGGAAAGUAACCCUUUGGGUUCCUGGUUGUGAUCAUGCUGGAAUUGCAACUCAGAUGGUCGUGGAGAAGGCAUUGGCAAGACAAGGAAUAUCUCGUCAUGACUUAGGACGAGAAGAAUUCACAAAACGCGUAUGGGAAUGGAAAAACCAAAAAGGCGAUCGAAUUUACGAACAGUUGAAGAGAAUGGCAAUAUCUGCUGACUGGGAUCGCGUCGCCUUUACAAUGGACGAAAAGCUAGGAAAAGCGGUUACUCGUGCAUUUGUUACCAUGUUUGAUUGGAAACUCAUUUAUCGAAGUGAUCGACUUGUGAACUGGUCAUGUACUCUUAAAAGCGCUAUUAGUGAUAUUGAAGUGGAUAAAGUUGAAUUGACUGGAAAGACAUUGCUGUCUGUUCCUGGUUAUGAAGAAAAGGUCGAGUUUGGUGUACUAACCUCAUUUGCAUACAAGAUUGACGACGAUACUGAAAUUGUUGUGGCUACAACCAGACCUGAAACCAUGCUUGGUGAUGUGGCUAUUGCUGUUCACCCUGAGGAUGAACGCUAUACGAGUUUAAUCGGGAAAAAGGCAAAACAUCCAUUUGUAGAUCGAGAACUAAUUAUUGUUGCAGACGAAUUCGUCGAAAAAGAGUUUGGGACAGGGGCUGUAAAGAUUACCCCAGCACACGAUCCGAAUGAUUAUGAAGUCGGAAAGCGUCACAACUUGGAAUUUGUUACAAUAAUAAACGAAGAUGGAAACAUGGAGGGCAAUUGCGGAAAAUUUAGCGGAAUGAAAAGAUUCGACGCAAGGAAGGCUGUAGUCGAGGAUUUAACAAGCCUAGGGCUGUACAGAGAUUGUGUUGACAAUCCUAUGGUGGUUCCCGUUUGCUCUCGUUCUAAGGACAUUGUUGAACCCCUGUUGAAGGCUCAGUGGUAUGUCGAUUGUACCAAUAUGGCAAAAGAAGCCCUUGAAGUUGUUCGGGAUGAAAAAAUUCGCAUUAUUCCUGACUUGUAUCGCAAAACAUGGGAAAACUGGAUGAAUGGAAUUCGUGACUGGUGUAUUUCAAGACAGCUCUGGUGGGGUCACCAGAUCCCUGCAUAUCGUGUCACUUUCGAUGGCUGCAAUACUGUAUUAGAUGAUGAACUUUGGGUUGCUGCGGAGGGCGAAGACGAAGCAAUGAAGAAAGCAACUGCUAAGUGGCCCGAGGCUGUAAAUAUUAAACUUAAGCGAGAUGAAGAUGUUUUGGACACAUGGUUCUCUUCUGGUCUUUUUCCAUUUUCUGUGAUGGGCUGGCCAGAUGAAGAAUCUGAGGACUUUAAACUUUUCUACCCCACGGAUUUACUAGAAACUGGCUAUGAUAUUAUUUUCUUUUGGGUAUCCAGAAUGAUAUUUAUGGCUGGCACGUUGACCAAAACUGAACCAUUCAAAGACGUUUUUCUUCAUUCGCUUGUGAGAGAUGCUCAUGGUCGAAAAAUGUCAAAAUCAUUAGGAAACGUAAUUGAUCCGCUGGACGUGAUACAAGGUGUUACUUUAGAAGCACUCCAUAAACAAUUAGAAGAGGGUAACUUGGAUCCCAAAGAAAUUGAAAAGGCGAAACAAGGACAAGAACAGGAUUACCCGGCCGGCAUUCCAGAAUGUGGAACAGACGCUUUAAGAUUUGGUCUCUGUGCUUGCAUGACACACGGGCGUGACAUCAAUUUAGAUGUACUUCGAGUACAAGGGUAUCGCUUCUUUUGCAACAAGGUGUGGAAUGCUGUAAAAUUUGCAUUAUUUUACUGGACAGACUACACACCAAGUGAUAAAAAUCCAAUCUCUAAAAACCUGCCACCAACCCAAUUUGACAGAAUGGAUAGAUGGAUUCUUAACAAGCUCAGCAAGGCCGCUGCUGGUACCAAUGAAGCGCUGAAGGAAUAUAAUUUUCAAGAAGCGACCACUGCUAUCUAUAGCUUUUGGUUGUAUGAAUUGUGCGACGUCUAUCUGGAAUCAUUGAAGCCCAAAUUUGUUAACAAAAAACCAGGGUCAACAUUGAGCGCAUCUCAAAUUCAAAGUCUUGAUGUUUUGCUGUUGUGUGUUGAUCACGGAUUACGAUUGUUGUCACCAUUCAUGCCAUUUUUAACUGAAGAAUUGUGGCAGCGUCUACCCCAAUUUAAACUUGAACCCAGAGCACCUUCCAUCACUGUUGCCUCGUUUCCUAUUCAAGCUGCGUUUAAAGAGUUUGAAGAUGACAAUUUAGAAAAGGAAGUAACUGCUAUGAACCAUUUCAUUCGUGUUAUUCGUUCAACUCGCUCAGCGUACGAGAUUCCACCCAAAACCAAAACAGAAGCCUUUGUACUUAACUCCGAUCCAUCACUUGAACCAGUCCUAAAAGAAGAUCAAGCAGUCCUUUGUGCACUGUCAUCGUCUAAAAGCAUCCAAGUAAUAAGUUCUAAAGAAGAGUGUCAACACGGUUGUGCCGCUGCAAUUGUCAAUGAUAAGUGCACUGUGUACUUGUUGCUCAAGGGUUUGAUUGAUUUGGCCAAAGAGGAAGAGAGGAUCAAUAAGCAGGUCAGCAUUAAAAACCAGCAACUGAAAAAACUUUCCGAUGCUGCAGCCAAGCCGGAUUACGCCAACAAAGUUCCUGCUGAUGUUCAAGAGUCAAACUCUGCAAAAAUGACAACUUUAACUGGUGAAAUUGAUCAGCUACUAAAGGCCUUAGAAGCUGUGAAGGUUAUGCUGUCAGAGUAAUGAUGCUAGAAGAGUUUUAAAUGUGUUGCCCUUAUUGGUUCAUUGUUAUAAUUAAUGGGUAAUUUUGUAUUAUGAAAUGUGAUUGCUCGACGGGUAUUUAUUUGGACAUAAUCAAAUUAAACUACUAGUGAGUUCCACAUCAUAA